CGGCGGGAAGGAAGAUGGCGGCGAACCUGAGCAAAGCUAAGGUUAUGGGUUCGUGUAUUAAUGGGCAUCUAAACAAGAACGACACUGCGAUGUCGGAUUCAGGCUCAAAUCCAGAUAAAGUUGUCAUUCUAGAUGCCGGAGCACAGUAUGGGAAGGUUAUUGAUCGUAGAGUAAGAGAGUUGUGCAUUGAAUCAGAAAUGUUGCCACUAGACACCUCUAUAUUUACUAUGCAAGAAAAAGGUUACAAAGCAAUAAUAAUAUCAGGCGGCCCAGGAAGUGUGUAUGCUGAAGACGCUCCAAAAUAUGACCCUGCUAUUUUUACUCUUGGGAUCCCUGUGUUAGGAAUAUGCUACGGAAUGCAGAUGUUAAACAAAGAGUUUGGAGGAACAGUUGUUAAAAAAGAUGAAAGAGAAGAUGGUGUAUUCAAGAUCACUGUGAAGCCAUCAUGCCCCCUCUUCAAGGGACUUGAUGCAGACCAAGAGGUUCUACUUACACAUGGAGACUCGAUUGAUAAAGUAGCUAAUGGUUUAAAAGUAACUGCUAAAUCUGGAAACAUCGUUGCUGGAAUUGAACAUGAGUCAAAGAAACUUUAUGGAGUUCAGUUUCAUCCGGAAGUAGAUUUAACUUUAGAAGGAGCAACCAUUUUCAAAAAUUUUCUUUAUGGGAUUGCUGGUCUUUGUGGUACAUACACUGUUGAGAGUAGGCUACAGUCCUGUCUUAGAGAGAUUAAGCAGACAGUAGGCAACAAUAAAAUAUUGGCAUUGUUGAGUGGUGGUGUAGAUUCAACAGUAUGUGCUGCUCUGCUUCAUAAGGCUCUGGGUGUAGAUAAGGUGGUUGCUGUACAUAUAGACAAUGGAUUCAUGAGAAAGCAAGAAAGCCAGCAAGUACAAGAAUCUCUUAAAUGUCUUGGCUUGAAGCUCAAAGUUGUAAAUGCUGCGAUAGAGUUCUACAAUGCAUCUACUGUGAUAUCAGGAAGAAAAGACCAACCUGCUGUCAAGAAACAGCUCACAAAGACACUCAACCUGACCAUCAAUCCUGAAGAGAAAAGAAAAAUCAUUGGAGACACUUUUAUGAAGGUGGCAGAUGAUGUUGUUAAAGAAUUAAAGCUAGAUACCAGCACAACAUUCCUUGCCCAAGGAACACUUCGACCGGACUUGAUUGAAAGUGCAUCUCACUUAGCCAGCUCCAAGGCUUGUGCCAUCAAGACACAUCACAAUGAUACAGAAAUAGUACGAAUCCUAAGAGAAUCGGGUCGUGUAGUUGAACCACUCAAAGAUUUCCACAAAGAUGAAGUUCGGCAGUUGGGUAUAGAACUUGGUUUACCUCAAAGUAUAGUACAAAGACAUCCAUUUCCAGGUCCUGGCUUAGCCAUCCGUGUGAUAUGUGGAGAAGAACCAUACCAAGGCAAUGAUUUCGCAGAAACAAACAUUGUACUUGGACAAAUAGUGGACUUUGCAGCUGCUGUGUUGAAGCCGCAUUCCCUUCUUCGUCGCGUCAAGAACAGCACCACAGAAGAGGAACGCGAUGUCUUGAUGCAAAUCACUAGCAAGUUCAAAAUCAUCGCAACCUUGUUACCCAUCAAGUCAGUGGGUGUCCAGGGAGAUGGCCGAACAUAUAGCUAUGUAGUGGCUCUGUCCAGUAAUGAUCAUCCCGACUGGCCGUCACUCAUGUUUAUGGCUAGAAUCAUCCCUAAAGUUUGUCAUAAUAUUAACAGAAUAUGUUAUGCGUUUGGAAAGAGAAUCAAAUAUCAGAUACAAGAUAUCACACCAACUUACCUAUCGCUAGGCGUUUUGAGCCAACUACGUCAGUGUGAUCACGUGGCACAUUCAGUUCUCAGUGAAAAUGGCUGUCUGCUGAAUAUUAGUCAGAUGCCAAUAGUCUCGAUACCAGUUCACUUCGACCGAGACCCGAUCGACCACAUUCCUUCUUGUCAGCGGUCUAUGGUCAUUAGGACUUUUAUUACUAAUGAUUUUAUGACGGGUAUUCCUGCUACUCCAGGGCAACACCUUCCACUAGAGGUCGUUCAGGAAAUGGUAGCCAAGAUUGGCAAAGUCCAGGGUGUGUCACGUGUUCUCUACGAUCUAACCGCAAAGCCUCCUGGGACAACUGAGUGGGAAUAGCGAAUGAACUCUUGAUGAAUCAAAGAGAUUCAUCAACGGAGAUCGACGGGACUAGAAUAUAGUGACAAAUUUUAUCACAAAUCUACAUUUCCAUUUUUAAGAUAAUUCUUGCAGAAAUUAUCAUCGUCAUAUCAUCGCUUUUUCCAAGUGCAAAGAAAGAUUGUAAUAGCCUCGUAGCGAAAAGGACUGUGGGAGUAAAUUCAGGGUAUCAUGAUGGCGAAGCUUUGAUAUAACCCCCCUAUUCAAUCCCACAAUCCUAUGCUCUACGAGGUCAUUACAAUAUUUCUUUGGACUUCGAAGAGGUGCCUUCAAGGCGCGGACACACGGUGCAACAUUACGCUGAAGUAGGAUAGUUUUCAACUUCAGCAACGUUGCGUGCAACAAAUUGCGUCGUGUGUCAUGGCUUGCAACAUCAAUUGCAUGCAACAUUGCGAGCCUCUUUCACAGCCCCGCAACGACGUAUUGUUUUUAAGAAAAAUAAUCUUACAUAUUAUUAUUGAUUCCUGUGUAUUUUAAGGCUAGCAUUUUGUUUUGCGACUUAUAGAGUGCAUCCUAUAUAUCCGUGAAAAAGUAAACUAACAAAACUGUACAAAUUAGCGCAAAGUUUUGUAAGCCUACAGUUAACUGGGGUCUAUCGAACUUACUAAUUUGUGCAGAUUUGUAGAUUUUCUUACAAAGUUUUUCACAAAUAUAUGGUAUGAACUCGAUCGAACAAAGGACUUGGUGAGAUUGUAUUCAGGGCAAUCUUUAGGAAUGCUUUUUUUCUAAAAGGCCUUUGCCAUUCCUCUGCUCAGAGUGAGGGGUUUUAAUGAAGUAUGUUUUGUAGCAAUUUUCGAUAAAAAUUUGUAGUUAACUAAAAGCAAUUGAGUUAGAUCUCGAUUGAUUAUAAAAUUCCUAAGAUUCAAAUCAGUCCUUUGAUCGAUUAUUUUCCCGCCAAAAAGCCCUGGGGUCCAUCACAUGAUAUUUAUAGAACCCCAAGAGUAGUUUAAGAUUGAGUUGUAAUUAGAAUAUUUGAAUAAAGUUCGUACAAGCUAGCUCUUUA
Actinia tenebrosa (Australian red waratah sea anemone) is the source of this 3162-nucleotide messenger RNA. Its product is annotated as GMP synthase [glutamine-hydrolyzing]. Gene Ontology annotation, cellular component: cytosol. Lineage: Eukaryota; Metazoa; Cnidaria; Anthozoa; Actiniaria; Actiniidae. The record is from RefSeq and is a predicted model, not a curated record. Gene Ontology annotation, biological process: GMP biosynthetic process. Gene Ontology annotation, molecular function: GMP synthase activity; ATP binding; GMP synthase (glutamine-hydrolyzing) activity.